AUGGCACGACGGUUAAGAUUGCAUUUUGCUACCCAAAGAAGCAACACAGAUCCAUUAUCGGAAACCUCUGAAGAUUUUUUGGAUAGUAAUAAUUGUAUGUACUUCAAAAAAUCACAGAGUUCUGCACCUAGCGUUACGCAAGUGAAACUAACUCCUAGACAAGCUACUUAUGCACCUGUAGUGCAACAAGUAAUUAAUCAUGAGAAAAGCACAACUAUUUCUUCACUGCAAAUAAAAAAGAGCAGUUCACUGCACAUUUCCUUGCAGUCUAGGAAGCAGAGUGGAUGUUCUCGGUGUGGUGAUGCCGUGGCUGCUGGUGAAGACCCUUCAUUCAUUGGUAUUGGUAGCGAAGGGAGCGUUGGCACUGAAACUGUGGCUGAUCAUCGAUCUAAUGACAGCCUUCUGAGCAGUGCUGCUCUGGGCAGAGGCAGCCUCAGCAGCAUUGCAGCAAGUGACAGUGGCUCGUUCAGCAGUGCUGGCAGUGACUACGGAUCAUGUGCAAGUACCACAAGUGAUGGAGGUUCAUAUAGUAACAGUGUCAUCAGCGACAGUGGCAGUGGCACACUUUGGACAAGUGACAGUGCUUUCUGUAGUAGUGUUGCACAUGGUGACUCUUCAUAUAGAAGCACUGCAAGCAAGUGUAAUCCCUCCAGGAGCACCUCAUCUCAGGAAACACUGUACAGAAGUAAUACUACUUUUGACCAAGAUGCUUUGUCAGAGAGGAAGAAAACUAAAAUUCCUUUGCGACGUUGUUCAUCACUGGUUAUUUUUCCUAGGAGUCCUUCCAGUACUCCUCCAGCUUCUCCAGUAAGCUCCAGUCAACUACCACACAGAGGCACCUAUCAAACAUCUCAUAAAUUAAUUAUUUCUCCUAGUGAGCUGUCACCAAAAGAAGAUCAGGCCAUUUCCAAGGGAUUCCUUUCAACAGCAGUCAAUGGACUUAGACUGUCUAAAACAAUUUGCUCUUCUGGUGAGGUCAGAGAUAUCCGACCACUUUAUUUGAAUGCAUCAUUACAGGACAAAAGUCAGAUUUUGAAUGGUCCUCAGCAGGCAGCUGGUGAAGAAGUGCCUGGUGGCUUCUCACGUGUUUCAGUUCAUCUUACAAAAAGAGUAUUUGCAUCAAGCAGUGAAAUGGUUAAUGGCUCUUGCAGUCCAGAGUUAAAUCUGAACUCUGGUACAAAAUACCCUCAUUUAAAACUGGAACGUAGCACAUCUGCAUGUCUGCCCUCAAAAACAGAUUCAGAAUAUCAGAUUAAUAUGAAUGAACUAGGAAGACCAAAUGCACAGAUGAGCAAAACUCACCAUAUUUUGCAAAGAAGUGUUUCCUUGGAAGGAUCACGUCAAAAAGUUUCUUGCUGCUUAUCCAGCCUUAAAUACAAGUGUCAUAGUGCAAGGACGUCUCAGUUGCACAUACAGUUCAAAUCUGGGAAUGAAGGAAAAACAACUGGUGUUAGGAAAAGAUAUGGAACCUCUAAAAGGGAAAUGUCUAGCACUUUGUGGAGGCCCCAUAAG
This is a messenger RNA of Oenanthe melanoleuca, 1512 nucleotides long. RefSeq names its product E3 ubiquitin-protein ligase NEDD4-like. The record is from RefSeq and is a predicted model, not a curated record. Lineage: Eukaryota; Metazoa; Chordata; Aves; Passeriformes; Muscicapidae. The annotation marks the transcript as partial. The transcript has a single exon.